This is a messenger RNA of Rhinocladiella mackenziei CBS 650.93, 831 nucleotides long. RefSeq lists its product as uncharacterized. The record is from RefSeq and is a predicted model, not a curated record. The transcript has a single exon. The coding region runs from base 1 to 831 and encodes 276 amino acids. NCBI's taxonomy places the organism in Eukaryota, Fungi, Ascomycota, Eurotiomycetes, Chaetothyriales, Herpotrichiellaceae.
AUGGAUGGCAAUCAGUUCGACAUAGGGCUGGGUCUUGAAGGAUCUCAUGUCCUGGUAACGGGAUCUAGUGGCGCGAUAGGAUCUGUAGUUGUUCGGGCUUUCCUCUCGGCUGGGGCAUGUGUUUCCGCGUUCGACAUCGUCGAACCCAAGGACCCAAUCAACCACGACCGUCUGCAUAGCCAGUUGGUCGACAUUACUGACGAGGUUGGGUUGGAGCAAGGAAUGGAGAGAGCGAGGGCAAAGUUUGGGGUAGUCUCAACCUGUAUUGCCGUGGCUGGCCUGGAUUUGUCGUACCUCCCACAUUACUCGCUCGCAGAUACACCUCUCGAGGUCUGGAAACGAACUAUGCAUGUCAACGUCGACGGGACGUUCCUGACCUGUCGAGCAUGGCUUCGCGGCAUACGCAGCCACGGCAACCCCCAGCUCAGAAACGUUUCCGCAGUGGUAUUCGGCAGUGAAGCCGGUCGCUUCGGUGUCUCAACAUGUGCACCAUAUGCCACCUCCAAGGCAGCCAUUCAAGUUGGGCUUGUGCGGUCGCUAGCACGCGAUGUAGCGACUAUCAAUCCAUGCGGCCGCAUUAAUGCCGUUGCGCCUGGACCGGUGGAUACCCCACAGUUUCGGAAAGAGUGUACCGAAGACCCGGGGAUAAUAUGGCGGGAAUCCCACGCAACAGUCGCGCUGAAGAAGGCCGUUCCGGUGGAAACCGUUGCAAGAGCAUGUUUGUUUCUUGCCAGCGAUAACUUUGCGGGUAACAUCACCGGUCAGGUCUUGCCAGUUGAUUCUGGGAAAAGCGGUAUACUACAUUGGCUCCCAGACGGACGACAGGCUUGA